Aplysia californica (California sea hare) is the source of this 5960-nucleotide messenger RNA. Its product is annotated as protein SFI1 homolog. The record is from RefSeq and is a predicted model, not a curated record. The coding region runs from base 344 to 5011 and encodes 1555 amino acids. Lineage: Eukaryota; Metazoa; Mollusca; Gastropoda; Aplysiida; Aplysiidae. The transcript is spliced from 31 exons. Gene Ontology annotation, molecular function: phosphatase binding.
GGGGUUUUAAUUAAAUAGUUACAAAAAUAUGUUAUGACUGUAAAAUAGUUCAAAAUACUAGGCCUAUAAAAUAGCAUCGUUUACUCCGAGAGGCGUCCGUUUAUGAAAAAAAAUUGAAUUCAAAAAGGCAAGAUUUUCAUGUUUACAUCCCAUCUUCUGUGCUAGAAAUAACAAUUGUUAAGAAGUUAAGAGUAAUGGCGGCUCCCUUUAACUUGUCCGUUCCUGUACUGUGCACACAGAAGGCGAGGACUCACUCUAUAUUAGGCCUAUAAACUGAUUUGGGAAGGAGGAUUUUUCCAUUUGUUCAUGUUACCUGAAGUUACAGUUUGCAGUCUCGAGUAAAAUGAGUGAGAAAGGCCAAUUCUCUGGGAAAAAUAUGAAGCAGGACAUUAUGGCGGAAUUAAGCUCAGCAUUGACAGUACGGGCUGAGCAAAUUAGAAGUCGGCUAGCAAGUGAAAGGGAAAUUGUGGAAGAUGAUUCAGAAACAACUGCACCUGAAGUGGAGAGAAAAGAAACUGGAGAUUCCUCAGCUGUGAGAUCAUGCAGUCAUGCAGCAACUCUCAGUCAGAUCCCUGUGUCACAAGCUCGGCUCAGGAGACGGCAAGAACGUGGGCAGAAGAUUGAUCCUGGCCGCAAGGGAACUGUGAGUUCUGCCAAAAGUGCAAAGGUUGGAAGUACUGUUGAUAUAAAGAAUUAUCGGCCUGGAUAUACAUGGAGCAUAGGAGGUCGGCUUAAAGAACUGAGAAUAAGGUGCAUUGCCAGAAAGUUUCUGUACAUUUGGCUGAAAGGAACUUUUGGCCGUGUUCUUCCAUCUGCUGCCAUGCGUCACUACAAGGAAAGCUUGAUGCGGAAAAUGUACAACACUUGGUAUGAUUAUUGGUGGGAGAUUGUCAUGGAAUGGAGACUUAGCGUACGAGCUGAAUGUCACUACAGGUACAAGCUAUGGUACGUAAUGUUUGUCAACUGGAGGAAGUUUGUGGAUUCAAGAAAAUCAGAGAAAAUCAAAGAGGCUACAUCUGAUGAAUUCCAUAAGCGGUGCCAGCUGACACAAGCGUGGCAUGCAUGGAGGGACUAUGUCAGUCAUAGACACAGAAUGCAAGUCCUGAGGAAAAGAGCCAGGCAGUUUAGGGGAAAAGAGAUUACAAGACUUGCAUGGGGCAUCUGGAAAGAGAGGCUUAAUAAGGCAAGACAGUGUCAAGAGGACGUGUCCACAGCUGUGCAGUUUUGGAAUUACCGUAUCCAAGCCCAACACUGGCUCGUAUGGAAAGCUGCCUUUGCUGAACAGCAGCGUCGGCAACAGCAGUAUGUUGAUGCUUGUGUGUACCACAACAGCAUAUUGGUUUCAAGAUGUCUUAAAGCUUGGUUGUUCUAUGUGCGGAAUAGGCGUGCCAAAAAGGCUCAUUCUGAAUUUGCAGUCAGGGUAUACCAUUCCCACUUGAAGCUGGCAAGCUUUAAUCAUUGGCACCAGCGAUGGCAUCUGCUACGUUCUCUUCAACAACACCACAUGAAGAUGGAGGCACUUUCUACCAGCUUCAGGUUGCGUUGGGUUAUUUGGAGGUGGAGACACUUCAUAUCCUUGCGUAAUCUGAAACGAGAGAGAGAAGCCAUGGCAGAUCAGCACUAUUGCAGUCAGCUCGUGAGGUUUGGUAUGGACUCAUUCAGACUGAAUGUUGUACAUUCCAACAUCAAGGAGAUGAGAAUCAAGUUGGCAUUACAUCUGCGAGUGGGGCAGUUGCAGCGCUGGGCAUGGCAAAGAUGGAAGAAAGCUCAAGACAUCAGAGAGGAAGGGAAGAUAUCAGCACAAACAGAGAUAGCUAGAGAACGGUACAGGGUGAACAUAAUGGGGAAGUGUUUCUCUGCUUUGAAAAACUACGCUCACUGGAGACAGCUUCGGAAGCUCCAACACAACCAGGCAGAGGCUCACUACUACCUGAGGACAAUGCCAAGAUGUCUGUUCCACAUGCACAUGUUUGUGGAGCUGGAGCGGAAAUGCCGAGAGAAUGCACAGAAAGCACAAGAGUUCCACAGAUGCAGCAAGCUGGAGUGGGUGUUUUCCACUUGGGUAUCCAGGGCAAAACAGGAACGAGAUGCACGCAUGAUGCACAGAAUGGCUGUGCUGCACAGAGAGUCUGUCCUCCUGCAGUCGUUUUUCUCCAGGUGGCGGCAGCAGCUGACGGAGACACUGCACGAGGCGGACAAGCUGACUCAGGCAGAGUGUCAUUAUGUCUGGUCUGUCGGCUGCCGGGCUUGGACUGCAUGGAGAAUGCUUGUUCAGCAGAGAAAGACCAGUGAGAUGAACCGCUUGCAAGCUGUCAAGCACCACCACCUUGUCAUGGAGAAAGUUUUCUUUCAGAGAUGGAGACAGAAACUUCAGUUGUUGAGGAUAGAAAAACAGCAGACAGAUAAGGCUGUGAGGCACAGGAACCAGAAGACAUAUCGUGCAUGUAUCAAGCAGUGGAAGUCUGAGGUGGCUGCUGGUAGACAGUUCCGGAAAGUUGCUACUGAACGAUUCUCUCACCACCAGCAAAGGCAAUUAAAGUCAGUGUUUUCGGCAUGGAGAGAAACAGCACGUGAGCUUGGAGUUGUGAAAAGGAAGAAGAUUGCUGCCAGUGUGCACCACAAUAGAUGCUUAAUGCUCAGGGUUGUCCAGGCCUGGCAACGAACUGCUGCCCUUCAGGCUUACAGGGGAGAUCAGCAGCAACGACUGCUUCAGGAAAGCAUUGGCCAACUACAACACUUGAAACUGUCUCUGUAUUGGAAACGAUGGCUCAGAGAGAAGGAGAGAGCUUCCAAAGAAGCAAGCAGUAUAAAGAGGGCUGAUGAAUUCUACCAGCAGAAGAUUGCCUGCAAAGUGUGGACUGCCUGGAAUGAUUAUUCGAAAUUGUGCUUGAGGAAGAGGUUAAUUGGCCGCCAGAGCCAAUGGUUCCAUGAUGUCCGAGUGACUGCCAAGAGUUUCUUAGUUUGGCGACAUCGACUACAAGAACAACAGGAAGAGAACAAUGACUCACAGCUGGCGUUGUGGCACUGGAGUUUAGUUCUCCAGCGGAAGGUGUUAGUUGGCUGGUGGUCAUAUGUGGAGCGACGUAGGCACAAGAAGGCUCGACUCACUGAAGCAGCUUCACUGUGGCGCCAGCAGCUCCUUCGUAACGCUUGUGGUCAGUGGCUUGCCACAGCGGACAGCCUGUCCCACAUGCGGUCUGUCAUGGCUGCACGACACCAGGCGAGCUCAGCCUUCGAGAGUUUUCACUUGGUACAAAGAUGUGCUGUCCACUGGAAGCUCUGGGCUCGGAGACGAGCGGCAUCCAGGGGAGACAAGGUGAAGCGAGACAAGACUUUGACCUUGACCUCAACUGUAAGGUUAGAGGCCAUCCCGUCAAUUUUCCCGGUGACUCACCAGACGUACCCCGGCCUGCCCCGCACGCCUGCUCCGAGAGCGGUACAGCCCAAACCUCUGGCUACUGUAUCCCCUGCAAGACCCCACCAACCCGACACAUUUGCCAGUUUGACAGAGAAACCCAAAUCACGACUUCCCCCAAAGAGGCCAUCUUUUCUUGUGGAUUCAUUAAAGCGUGCUGGACUGUUCUCAGAGCUUCAUGAUGGUUUGGAACCUGAGAAGGCUCACUCUGAGAUCAGUGAAAGGUUGAGCACCCCGUCGUUGAGUGAUCUCCGGGUAGAUUCUCAUACUUACCCUGAGUAUCCUUCCUCUGGGAGGUUUGUCCCCCACACGCGGAGCGGCCCAACAACCCAGAGGUCAAGGGCGGAGAAAGGUCACAGUGCACUAGAUCAGGACUGGUCUCUCUCUGCAGAAGUGCUAAGCGGCUCAACAUCCACCCUUGGUACAGCUGAAAAUGGGGUCAAACCGUUGAUCCUUUCUAACUCGGACACGGAGCCCAGCGGGGCUGUGACCGGCUCCAGCACCUCGCACUCUCCUCACAUGUUCACACCUAGCACUCAGCGCUCACAGUUCUCGGGCAACCCUUUGCUCUACUCCUCACCUGUGUCUGAGAAAAACACAGCGAGAGAGACUGGACGUUUUGUUGGAACAUCAGGAAGACCAGAAGGCAACCCGCCUUGGGAUUCUCAUCGUUCAACUGGCUCCAUACAGACAGCAGGAGUUCAUCCUGUGCCAGGCAUGCUCGACUUGAAUACUGGGAGCUCCACACUCUUAAUGGGUAAUCUUGAGGGACUGACCUUGAAAACAUCAGAGGUUGCCCAGCAGGCAGCGUCAGGAACAACGCAGAGGCGAGAUCAGUGGCUGCAUCAACUGUCUGAGCAGAGCAGCAGUCCAAGCCAAACCCAGAGGGAGAAUGUAGUACUGCUUAAACCUGAAGACUUCAUGAAAAAGUCUGGUGGGGAUUCCAUGGGGCAAAAAACAGAUGCUCUGGUGGGGCAGCCAACCGCUGGUACAAUUGAAGGCCGGAGACCGAAUUUGAAGCGUACACCAAGGAACUUUGCUGUUGGAGAAAGUGAUCAAAGCUGGGGUCUUCCUCCCGUUGGUGACUUCAGAGCCAUCUCAGAGCAGCUGGGAGCCCAUCGAGACUCUCUGAAGGAUGGGCAAGGGGCUAUCAGGCACACUCCGCGAGAAAUGUCGAGCCCUCGACGAACAGCCCCACAGGGCAUUCUGCACAAAGUCUCUGACAGUGAUGGAGACGUCUCUCCACUCAAUACGGCUCGUAGCCGCGGCACGGUCACCUUUGCUAGCCCCAAGUCUCCUUCACCUGAGGAAGAAAUCAUCAAUAUUCGGGAUCGGUUGCGGCACUUCAGCCAGCAAAAAGAAAAACUGCGAUCUCUUCGACGCCAGUACAGGCAGCUCUCCGAUUGGUUGGCGGAGCAGUCGGCAGAAGAGAUGGGUGGCGAUGAAGAUAGUCAAAGUGCCUCACAGGAGUUGGACAUGUUACGCUCAGAGGUGGCAGACCUUCAAGGUGUUGUGGACAGCCAGCGACCUAUCUGCGAAAGACUGGUGCUCAGAGCACAGACGCUGGCCCAGGAACUGCACAUGACUCCGGCCUAAUGUCUUUUGCCAACGUCUCCCCGGUUAUUUUGUUGAAUCAGUGGAGUGUUUCUGUUGAUGGCAACAUGUUUUUUUUUGCCACCUACCAUUCUGAGAUAUGAGUUUGCUGAAGAAACGAACUCGAACCCUUCAAAUUGACUCCUUCCAGUUUAAUAUCAUCACAGAUUUAGGCACAGGGGAAUCUGCUUUAACCUAAAUCUGCAGGACUGCCGAAUUUUCUUUGGUUUAGCUUAGUUUAUGGUUUAGAAAGGUUGUUCAAAUUCAAAUAGAAGAAAAAAAUGUAGGAUUUUGUUUUAUUUUGGUUUACCACUGUUUUUAGAUUAACCGCGUUCAGUUUAGGCGGACUCCUUUGCAGUUCCUUUUUUUUUCAGCUGUUUAGUGAUAGCUUUCUUCUUUGGUGUGGGUUUUUUUUUACCUUGUUAUUUUUAGGAUAUCUUCAGUUUCAGUUUUCAGGGAUUUGAGUGUAAUUUUAAGUUUGCAUUCUUUAUCUCUAUGUUCUAUCAUCCGGAAACUCAGAUAACAUGCUCAUCUCUGGGCAUGAUGUUUUCAAGCCCAAGUAUUUGAUCAGAAAAUAGGAUGGUGUCUCAAUUGUUGUUUUGUUGCACACCAGUUUGAUUCUAUGGGUCACUCUGCUUGCGUGGCUGAGUGGCUGGGUAUGUUGCUAGCUGAUAGUUUGUCGAAGUGCCUUAUCCAAAGAUUGUGAACUCGGGAGUUCUCAGCUUUCAAUACAUUCCUCUAUUUGAGAGCAGAUCAGAAUUUAUCUUUUCUUCUGUAAUGAUUUAUAUUAAUUAUAUUUUUUGUUGAAUGGUAGUAACUGUUUAUGGUCAGAAAUUUCAUUUAUUCAGCAGUCCUAACUUUGUAUCUGAAAGGUAUUUGUAUCUUUACAAAUCUAUGUGACAUGAAUGCAAAUGAAUUUUGAAUAAAAAAGCUAGAUGGUAUGCACUCUCAA